AUGCCUCUACACAGCCGAGUCAAAGUACCAGGGGUAGCAACAACUGCCAAAGCUCCAGAGCCCGUCGUCCGUGACGUGUCUGACUGGGAAGUCUUUACUGACGAAGAGUCGGAAAGCGAACUAUCUCAAAACACUGUUGAUUUCAUCGCCCCUCCUCCUCCUUACAAGGUCGACGACCCUAGGCCUGUCUUUACCAGGCCCACGUUGGGUAGACCGCUUACGGACAGGCCUAUUGUAGAGAGGCCUGUCCCAGAAAAGCGUCAAUCCUCAUGGCGGUCAUGGCUUAGCAGGGACAAAGGUGUUGUCCCCGAGCAACCGGAGGAACCUCUACGAAGUGACAAGAAGGUGAGACGUCACCGAUCUGACCCAGAGCCUGUCGAUGAGCGGGAUGCUCGGAGGUCAGAACGUCGUCGUCGACACAAGGAGCAUGAAGAGCGUGGUCGCGUCGAAAGGGAACGGGAACGGGAACGUCCUACUCGAGAGAAAAGUCGAGAAGGUAGCCCAAGCACGCGACAGCGACGAUCCAAGCGACGUGAAGGGGAGGAGAAGGAAGACAGAAGCGAUGACAAGGAGGCUCGUCGGCUCUCACGGAAACUUGGUGGUCGCAGCGAUGAUGAUUACGAAAAGGCCAGAGAACGACGUCGCGCUGAGAGGGAACGCCCCCCAAUGGAGAAGAGACACUCAACCUCUUACUCGAUCCGACAUCGUGAGUAUGAUGUGGGUGAGAAGGAAAGGAGAUCUUCGCGCGUCGACAGUGAGAAGCGACAUCACAAGAGCAGCCGCGAGCCUUCACGAGUUUCACGACAGGAGACUCCCCGAUUGGUCGACGAAGAGAUGGAACGAGAGGCCCGACGAGCAGAGCGUCGACGACUUCACAGUGAACGCAAGACUUCUACUCCAAUGAAGCCCGUGGAUGUGGACCAUGUGGUCAAGGAGCGUGCUUACUCGCGAAGCGCUGACCCCAACGAGAGACGUGAGGAGAGGCGCAGAGAGAGACGCCACAGUCAAAACCUCAGCCAGAUGGAGAGCGAGAGUCGAAAGCAUCGACGAAGGGAAGCCGACCCUACACGAGUGUCAUCCAAGAGCAGGAGUUCCGACCCCGAGAAGGAGAGGUUGAAGAUGGAAGAGAAGGAACGGCAACGACAAGAAGGACGUGCCAUGGAACGAGAACGUGACAAGGAGAAUGAGCGCGAGAGACAGAGGUUGGAGGACAAGAGAAAGGCCGAAGAGAAGAAGAGGGUUGAAGAAAUGGAGAAGGAGCGUGAGCGUGAGAGAAUGGAAGAGAUCAAGAAGGUUGAAGAGAGAAAACGUGCCGAGGAAAAGGCUAUUGAGCGCGAGAGGAGAAAGGCUGAAGAGAAGAAGAGAUUGGAAGAAAAGAAGGUCGAGGAGAAGAAACGACUUGAAGAGAAGAAGAGGUUGAUUGAAGAGAAGCGACGUCUCGAGGAGAAGAAGAAGCGAGCUGAGAGCAAGCGCAAGGCCGAGGAACGAGAACGCCAAAGGUUGGAGGAGGAGGAGAGACUCGAGGAAGAGCGACGUCUUGAAGAAGAGAGGAAGAUUGAGGAGCGACGACGCGCUGAAGAAAAGCGUAAGCUCGACGAGAAGAAGAAGGCCGAAGAGAUGGUUAAGGAACGCAAGAUGGCCGAGGCCAAGAAGCGUGCUGAAGAGAAGGCUCUUGAGCGAGAGAAGCGCGCUGCUGAGCGCAAGGAGAAGGAAGCUCGACGUGUGUACCGCAAGCAGCAGAAAGAUGACCAGAAGAGGAAGGAGGCUGCUAUCGCAGAGCAAGCAGCCAAGCCCGCUAUCCUCGGUCCCAACAAGUGGCCCGGCGCCGGAGCCCGUCUCGGUCCUGGCCUUGGACCUAUGCGCUUCUCUACAGCACCCGCACCACCACCUGCACCAGCCCGCAAGCCUGUUGCUCCCGAGUCUGAUGAUGACAGUGACAGUUCAGACAGCGACAGCGGUGUCGACUAA
Fusarium poae is the source of this 1968-nucleotide messenger RNA. RefSeq lists its product as uncharacterized. Lineage: Eukaryota; Fungi; Ascomycota; Sordariomycetes; Hypocreales; Nectriaceae. The transcript is spliced from 2 exons. Bases 1 to 1968 code for a protein of 655 amino acids. The record is from RefSeq and is a predicted model, not a curated record.